Cryptococcus deneoformans JEC21 is the source of this 2222-nucleotide messenger RNA. Its product is annotated as expressed protein. The record is from RefSeq and is a predicted model, not a curated record. Gene Ontology annotation, cellular component: nucleus. Lineage: Eukaryota; Fungi; Basidiomycota; Tremellomycetes; Tremellales; Cryptococcaceae. The coding region runs from base 197 to 2110 and encodes 637 amino acids. The transcript is spliced from 12 exons.
ACGCGACUGCCUUGUUGAUUUCUGACAACAACAACCACGUCCUGUCUCACAAAUCCCAAGCCCUUUCCCUUCUUUUCUCCGAUUUAUUAUAUCCUGAGCGUUGGCUUUCAAAUUGACGGAAAUUUGCCCAGCACCCAAAGUUUCUCAUUUCAUAAUUUCUCUCGGGACAGUUGACACGAUUCUCAAUCCGCCAAAAAUGCCAAGCGCUCAUUACAGAAGCCCAACAAUCCAAGUCUUUUCUGACUCUGAAGACGAAGAUAUGGGAAAAGCAGGGAAUUUGAAUAACCAAAAGAGGUCCCCCAAAGACCUGCAACCAUCACGCCCACUAAUCAAUUUUUCAAACAAUGUGCCUCUCACUCCUCGACGCACCGUCGCCUUUGCUCCCACUCCUCUCAAGAGGCUCAACUUCUCCACCGCCAAAAUCAAGGGUACCCCUGGGAAAAAGAUCCCUGGUAUGAAGUUCGUCAAAUCACCUGCUCCCAACAAAUCGUCUUUUGGAGACCUUGAAGAUGAGGAUGAUGAUGGUGGUGUUGACGAUGACGUCGUGGGAACUCUGGGCUUUCAUUCACUCAAGAUAGAAACUGAAACUGUGACUGGGCGUGAUUUUGAGGAUGAACUUGUCGAGAACAUGAAUGAAAUUAAUGAUGUGCUGGAUUCACCAAGUAUGUCAAGGACUUCUACUACAUCAACAGCACAUAUAAGCCCCCCUCCCGUGCUCAAGUUUUCGUCACCCUCUGCUUUUGCGCAUAAAAACCUUUCAAACAAGACUCCACCAUCACCUCCUGCAGAGAGCGAAUCUGAGUCAGACUGGGUGCCUACCCGAACACCCAAAAGGACGCCAGGCAAAGCACGAAGGGUAAUUGCCUCUGACUCCGAGGAGGAUGAAGAGUUGGCAGGGCCAGAGAUUCAAGCCAAGUUUCAAAAAAUUAAGCAGGUGAUUGAUCUUACUUUGAGUGAUGGUGAAGAGAUUGCCCCGAUCGUUGAUGAGGAGAAUGGCGGAUAUUAUGGACCGGAUGACUCGUAUGGAUCUCUGAGAGAUUUCAUUGUUGACGACAGCGAAGGUGAGAACUACAUAGAAGCGCCUACUACGGAAGAAGAAGAAAGCGACGUCGAGAUAUGGGAACCGACCAAGAAGACCAAGGAAAUCAAGGCUGUUGAGAUGAAGGGGAGUGAUGCUCAAAGUCCAGAAGAGGAUCCAGAGGAACGAGGGUGGGACAGUAGCUCUGAUGCUGGUAUAUUACGCUACUCUCCCCCUCGACGUCCUCUCAAUCUUCCCCCUCUCGAAAUGCUCACGCUCACCGUCAACGCUGAUUCUGAGCCCCAUCAAGACGAAUCCCUCACCAAGAAGGUUAUUGACAAAUCCAAAACGUCAAAGCUCAAGGACGGCCUCUCCAAGAAGGAAUGGGCUUUGCAAAGAGUUAGGGUAGCCAACGAAAUCUUUGAUGAUCUCGACAGGAGGGUGUUCGAAUCAAAACUGGGAGAAAGAGGAGCAAAAGCGAGGCUCCAGUGGAAUAAUAGGUUAUUGACCACUGCGGGUAUGGCUAGAUCCAAGAGGACUAUGAGGAAUGAUGUCAGCUCUAAGGAAUAUUGGAUAGAGCUAUCCGAAAAGGUUCUUACCAGCGAAGAACGUAUCCUUAACACUGUCGCUCACGAGAUGUGCCAUCUGGCAACGUGGAUUAUAAGCGGUGAUUUCAAGAACCCCCAUGGUCAUAUUUUCAAAAGCUGGGGAAGGAAGGUCAUGCAUGCUAGGAAGGACGUAGAAGUCACAACCAAACACUCCUAUGUGAUUGAGUACAAAUACCAGUGGAAAUGUGCCAAUGAAAGAUGUGGACAAGUCUACAAGAGACAGUCCAAAUCUAUCGAUACCAGCGAGCACGCUUGUGGCUCUUGCAGAAGUAAACUCAACCCUCUUUUUGAAACUAGGCAAAAAGCUGCCUCAGGCUUCCAGCUAUAUCUGAAAGAAAACAUGAAGAGCGCCAAGGCGGCUAUGCCAGGAGCAUCCCAUGGCGACGUCAUGCGAGCUUUGUCCAAGAGGUGGGCUGAAGCUGGAGAGAUGAUUAACAGCGGACACGAGGUCUACUGGCAGGGGAUGGCAGCCAAAAAUCAUUAAAUCACCAACGACCAGUCAUCCACCAGUUAAUCGCAUUAAAGUACUGAAACUGUUGUAACAUAAAUGCAUACAUACAUAGGUGUGCUUGUAAUGAGUACCAUAUGAAGUUAAA